Molecule: messenger RNA, 1139 nt
Organism: Rotaria sordida
Lineage: Eukaryota; Metazoa; Rotifera; Eurotatoria; Philodinida; Philodinidae
Source: the annotation of a GenBank genome assembly
CCCAUACAACCUUUAAUUAGGCUUCAUAACAUGUUCUGUGACCAUGAUCGACUCCUAUUUAUCUAAAUCCUAGAUUUGCAGUUGAAAUGUAUAUUAUCUCUCAUUAAUUAAUGAAUCAAAUUUAUUUUAGUUCAAAUGAAGAUUUACAUAAAUUAUUAUUUGAUUCUCUUGAACGUAUUCGUCAUUCCUUAAAAUCUGAUGAUAUUCGUUCAAUUGUAAUGUCUACUAUGAAAAUAUUGAAAGCCAAUGAACGUGAUGAUUUAUGUAAACAUUUUAAUGAUAAUCUUCGUAUUGUUAUGAUUGAAUGGCAAACUAAACAAGGAAGUACUUCAAUAGUAGUUGAUGAUAAUUUAAUAGAAGAAAAUAUGGAUGUUGAUGAUGAUCAAGAUGAUAAAAAUAAAAAACAAAUAACAACAAGUAGUACUUCUAAUAUAUCAAGUGAAUUCAAUGAUGUUGAUUAUCGUUUUCUUGAUCAAGAUAUGCAUCAUCAUAUGAAAACAACAACAACAACAACAGCAGUAGAAGAUGAUAGUCAUCGAAAACAACGACGAAAAUCACGUUUUUCUGAUCGAUUGCCAAUAGAUGAUAAUCAUACAAUAAAAGUAAAAUCAAAUAUUCAAAUUGAUAAAUUUUGUUCGAAAGAAGAACCUACCAAAAUAACGUCAUCCAAAACAGUUGAUAAACAUAUUAAUUCAUCAUUAAAUAGCAAAUUUCGACCAAUUAUUAAUUCAUCUGAAUCAUUUAUACCAUUAACAAAUAUUAAAGAUAAACUAACAUCAAAACCUAUACGUUUUUCAUUUUCUAAAGAUUCACUUCGACGACAUAAAACAAAUAUUUCAUUAACAAAUAAUAAUGAUAUAUAUGAAAGUUCACCAAAAUUUAUUGAAGAUUUAAUUAAACAAGUUCAAUCAUAUGGUUAUCAAGGUUUAUCAUUGUCGAAUGAUAAUUGGAUAAAACAAACCUUACCAAUUACUCCAAUACGUUCUACAGCUAUGUUAAAUUUAGUUAUGCAACAACAACAACAACAGCAACAACAAAAGACAAACAAUAGAUUUUCAUCUUAUACAAAUGAAUGGAGAUCAAGUAGUAAUAAUAAUUAUAUGACACAUUAUUAUGAUUUUGAUCAACCUCAAGAAUGA